Molecule: messenger RNA, 458 nt
Organism: Saccostrea cuccullata (small rock oyster)
Lineage: Eukaryota; Metazoa; Mollusca; Bivalvia; Ostreida; Ostreidae
Product: putative nuclease HARBI1
Exons: 2
Source: RefSeq, a predicted model, not a curated record
UUCGGGAUCGAGUUAUAUCUUGGCCAGGUCCCCGGCAUCAGCAAGAAAUUUUUGAUCACUUUGAGGCCGAAUGUAAAAUACCAGGAAUCAUAGGGAUAAUUGAUGGCAGUCACAUUACUCUUACAAACAUUCCCAAUGGAGAUCAAGACUACAUCAACAGGAAAGGUUAUCCCUCACUCCAGUUGCAAUACCAUAUGUUACUUAUUACAGAUAGCUUUGUUGGAUGGCCAGAGUGUACCCACGAUGCCCGAGUUUUCAGAAACUCUGAUAUCUUUAAUGAGUUGGAAAAUGGAAUUUUAAAUCCACACUUUUUCAUAAUUGGAGGUUCUGCCUACCCACUGAAGCCUUACCUGAUGACCCCUUUCCGUGAUAAUGGAAGGUUAACUGCCCCCAGAGACAUUAUAAUAGAAAGUUAUCAACAUCACGUCAUAAUGUUGAAAGAGCCAUUGGCCUACUAA